This is a messenger RNA of Malaya genurostris, 2886 nucleotides long. It is a transcript of the gene IKKbeta, whose product is annotated as inhibitor of nuclear factor kappa-B kinase subunit alpha. Bases 261 to 2660 code for a protein of 799 amino acids. Gene Ontology annotation, molecular function: IkappaB kinase activity; ATP binding. Gene Ontology annotation, biological process: tumor necrosis factor-mediated signaling pathway; positive regulation of transcription by RNA polymerase II; peptidyl-serine phosphorylation. The transcript has 5 exons. Gene Ontology annotation, cellular component: IkappaB kinase complex; cytoplasm. The record is from RefSeq and is a predicted model, not a curated record. Lineage: Eukaryota; Metazoa; Arthropoda; Insecta; Diptera; Culicidae.
GAUUCCUUGUGAAAAUCGGUGUACGGAAUUUUAUCCAAACAGUGCAGGUUUUAAAAUUAGAGCGUAAAUCACGCAUUAAGCGGUAUGUGUGCAACUAGGAACCUAGAGUUUGACUAUAAAUAGCGCAAUAUAUUUUUUUCGUCAUAACUGGGAGAGCUUUUUUGAAAUACGCCCUGGACGAGCCACUUUGUGAUAAAUCCAGAAGGAUUGGUAUCAGGAGCGGCAGUUUUGUUUCAAAAGGCUGACUAAUUGUUGAAAAAAUGCUCGGACAAAAUGAAGAUCCCUCUUCCAUAGGUGACUGGUAUCGAGAAAAACGGCUCGGCAGCGGUGGAUUUGGAGUCGUCACUCUAUGGAAAAAUCAGCAAACGAAGGAGAUGGUUGCGAUAAAAAAGUUUCACAUUCUUCAAGAUAAGAGUGAGAUGACCGACAAACAUUGCGAACGCUGGCGGAACGAGGUAUUACUGAUGACGAAUAAAGUACGGAAUGAAAAUAUUGUUCGCACAGUGCAGGUCCAACCGGAGAGCUUUCUUGUCGAAUUGAUUAGUAAUUCAGUCAGUAAACUGCCCAUUCUUUGUAUGGAAUACUGCGAGGGUGGUGAUUUAAGAAAGGUCUUGAAUCGAGCAUCCAAUUGCAGUGGAUUGAGUGAGCUAGAAGUGAGAGAUAUUCUGCGAUCGCUACGAAAUGCUAUCUCGUGUUUGCACAGCCUUAAGAUAACGCAUCGUGAUAUCAAACCAGAGAACAUUGUAUUGAAGCGGGAGGGCGAUAGAGUUGUAUAUAAACUAACCGAUUUGGGGUAUGCCAAAGCAUUGGACAAGCAAAGUUUGAAUGCAAGUUUAGUAGGAACGGUCGAAUACAUAGCACCAGAUUUGAUUUAUUGUGAUCGGUACAACUGUUCUGUCGAUUACUGGUCAAUGGGCAUAAUCGGGUUUGAAAUUAUCUGCGGGAUUCGUCCAUUUAUUCCGCACACCUCGGUUGCAAAGUGGAUGAUGCAUGUGCAGCAGAAAAGCUCCAUGCACAUUGCUAUCACCGAAGACAAUCGCGACAAUUAUGUUUACCACAGUGAUGUUUUUCUCGAGAAUCAUAUUUCACCGGAUCUGAAGAAACAUCUGGAAAUGUGGCUCCGGUUGGCUUUGGAAUGGAAUCCGAAGCAACGUGGUUAUGUUUUCCAAGUCGUUGCUAAAGAGGAGGCUGAGCAACAGCUUAAAUCGGUAACAUUUGCCGAUAGCCCAGCUGAUCGGAAACAGCCAGUUCAAGUAUUGAAAGUCUUCUCUAUGCUGGAUGAGAUUUUGCAAAAGAAAUUUCUUACAAUGUUCUGUUUGUACAACUGCCGUUUCCUAAGUCUGGAAAUUAACGAGUCGAGCGAUUUGAACAUGAUUAAAAGUCAUAUUGAAGCUGAAACGGGCAUUUCAGCUGACGCAAUAGAAUUUGUGCUUCCUCUUGAGCAAAAGUUGCAGCGUGUCACGGAAAGCACAACACCAAUCGAUCUCUAUAUCACCGGUUUCUUUGAGAAACCAAUGCUCUAUGUAGUCAACAAGCAAAGUGCCAUUAUUCAACCGGAUCUGAAACCGGAAAUACCAAAAAGUGUAUCGGAUGUGUUCCAGAACAUUAGGGUGAAGUUGAAACCGCACAUGCUGCGGCAGUUUACUGGCAAUGCGCACUAUUUUGUCGCAAAUCAACAGCGACUGUAUGUUUUAACGUUGGAAGGUAUUAAAAAUUAUGCCUUGGCAUUGAACGAAGACAUUGUUCAAUGUAAGGACGAGGUCGGUCAGCUGAAUAAGAUUACGUAUGGAAUAAGUGGAGGCUUGGAGUACCACAAGUUGACGUUGAGUCAUACUAAGGAAAGGGCAACAAGAAAGAAGCUAUCGAAUAGUGUUCUAGAGGAAACUUUCAACUUAUGGGAAGAACGUUGCUCCCGAAUGGAACAGAGCAUCUUGAAGUUGAUUGAGGUGACCGACAAAAUUACUAAACGCUAUGACUCGGUACUGAAGCGUAGCCGUGAUUCUGUUGGUCACCAUCUACUGAAAGAUUACGAGCAACUGGAUCACUUCAACCUGAAAGGGCUCGACGGUCGAUACGAAAUUGUCCGAGCGCAGAUAUUGGAAAAGAAUACGCAUGAAAAAUCGCACAUCGAUAUGCUGCAGGCGGUCUACGAGUGUUUGAAGAAGCGUGAUGUUUUACUGCGGGAUUAUGCAUUUAAGGAACUGCAGCAACAGUUGAUUGACAUUCGUCGUGAAAUGCAGGAGAUUCGCAAAGCCUUACAGAAGGCUUUAGAACAUGCCGACAAAUACAAGAAAGAAUUAGCCAGAAUGACUUUGGAACACAGUGAUAAUAUUUGGAAUUUGAUACAAAACUUGAUAGACACGGCUCACAAACUAUAUUCGUCUUGUGACGAACAACCCGUUACUCUUUCGGAUAUGGAACAGAUGAUGAGCUCAGUUAGUUUGCAAGCAAAACCCACCAACGGUUUACCGAACGGUCCUUCUUUUCAUGUCGGUGGCACAGUGUCUACAUUGCAGGAUUGUAUCGACAAAAGUUUAGUGAGCAACAGCUUACUUUGUUUCGGUGAAGGACCGGACGUGGAAUCAUUGAUAGCAGCCAAUGAUUCGUUGAUAAUGACGACUAACGAUUUAAUCACUGAUGGUUUUGAUUUCUUGAAGUAGUGAGUAGCAAUACUCCUUCAGUCAAUUAUAAUGGUGCCUGUCUGUCGUGGACUUUGCAGUUGAAAUCAACCUGCUGUUCACUAGUAACUGUUUUCAUGUUGUGCCCAUACAACGUAUUUUAUGAAACGGAACGUAUCGUCUACUAAAAGCAAUUUUAAAUUUUGUUAAUGUUUGACUAUAUAUUUACAAGAUGGCGCCCAAAUAAAACUAAUGUUAAAAAAAUAAA